This is a messenger RNA of Phytophthora nicotianae INRA-310, 1792 nucleotides long. RefSeq lists its product as hypothetical. Bases 48 to 1628 code for a protein of 526 amino acids. Gene Ontology annotation, molecular function: metal ion binding. The record is from RefSeq and is a predicted model, not a curated record. The transcript has 2 exons. NCBI's taxonomy places the organism in Eukaryota, Oomycota, Peronosporomycetes, Peronosporales, Peronosporaceae.
CAAACGCCAUCCGCUUAAACACAUGCACACUUUGAGCAGUGGUGAUAAUGGGGCGGCCAGGCGGCUACGUGAAGCCGUGCAAGUUCUUCCUGCAGGGCACAUGCCGCAACGGCAACAACUGUCGCUUCUCACACGAGGCGUUUGGCGGCAACAACAACCGCAACAACGGGAAUAACGGUGGAUUUGGCUCACAGUCGCCGUCUCCGUUCGGGAACAAUGGCAGCGCAACUUCGGGUGUCCAGGGCGUCACAAUGACGGAGUCCGGGCGUGCGCUGGCUAUUGAGGAGCUCAAAAACCCACCCAUUUGGCCACUUUCAGGCUUCGCAGUCGCCAAAGGCCUACCGAGUAUUGUGGCCGGUGAUAUCAGUGCCGAAGAAGCUCGGUGGGAAGCUUAUCAAGAAUUGAAGACAUCAGGCAAUUGCAUGCAAUCCACGCAGAAGCUGCAGGCGCUAGCGGCGGAGCAGCAGAAUCAACGACAACGCGUAGUAUCGUUGCUGGAGAACCACCAGUCGGCGCAGAAGCUGUUUGCUGGUGAGUCAUUGCCUGGAACAGGAGGUUUUGGUGGACAGGGUGGAUCUACGAACCCGUUUGGAGGAGGAGCUGCCGCAAGUCCAUUUGGAGCGGCGACUCCAGCAGCAUCUCCGUUUGGAGGGGGUGCAGCUACUGCUAGCCCGUUUGGUGGUGGGGGUGCUACACCGUCAGCAUCACCGUUUGGGAAGCCUGCUACACCGGCAGCGAGUCCAUUCGGUGGAGGGAAUACUGCCUUUGGCGGAGCUACUGCUAGCCCAUUUGGCGGUGGCUCGACUACAGCAUUUGGUGCUCCUUCGACGCUAGGAUCAGGAGGAGGCUCAGCUUUUGGCGGUACAGCUGCGGCGAACCCGUUUGGAGGAGGUGCUGCUGCACCUACUGCAUCUCCAUUCGGUAAGCCAUCUACACCUGCAGCUAGUCCGUUUGGAGCACCCUCUACGACUGCUUUUGGAGGGGCAGCUGCGACACCGUCUUCUUCUCCGUUUGGUGGGGGUGCAUCGACUACACCCUCAUCGUUUGGGGGAUUCGUUGGUGGAGCAAAACCGGCAACGUCUCCUUUCGGUGCUGUGACACCGUCGUCACCGUUUGGUGGUGGUGCCGCUCCUACGUCGUCACCAUUUGGAGCACCUUCAAGCUCACCAUUCGGAGGCUCGUCAGGAACGACAGGUAGUGCCAAUCCUUUCGGCGCUGCAUCAACAAACAGCUCAACAUCCACAACAUUCGGUGGAUCAUCGUCAGGCUUCGGUACGUCCAGCGCCACUCCAUUUAGUGCGUCCACUUCCUCCAGCACUGUCACCUCGUCUCCGUUUGGAGCUUCUGUGGCACCGUCGAGUAGUCCGUUCGGAGCACCGGCGACGUCAACAAGCACUACCAGUGGAUUUGGAGGGUUUGGGAAGCCAGCAACGAGUAGUUCAUCGUCAACGUUGACGUUUGGAGCAUCUACAACAACCUCAACUACACCGACACCUCCACCAGCACCAAAGAUCAUUGGCCCGUCGCCUGAUUCUCGCGACGACACAUGGAACGCAGAGCAAUUCCAGCAAGCGGAGUUCACGUUGGGUAUGGUGCCCACCGUCCCUCCUCCACCUCAGUUUUGCUAAGUAGAUAUCGCAGCAAUUGCUGCUAGAUGUACACAAUGAACAAAAGACUUGGUAAUAUGCUUGGUUAAUCUACUAUAUAAAUAAGUGCGAGCACGAUGCCCUGCUUGUUAAUACCCGUCCAGACCGCUAAAUGAGCCAUUCGCGCGUGAUUUCUUCUUCACCAC